AAACAACACAACUUCAGUUCCCUGUGAAGAGCGAUGGUGUGUGCGCUUCUUAUCGCCGCCAGUGCUGUGAUCUCUCUCUGAUAAGGUGAUGAUGAUCUGUCGACGCGACUGUGCGAUGGUGAAAACAGUGCUUUUCUCUGUGCUCUCUUGCAUUUUCAUGAGUUGUUGGGCGGUUGAUUGGUGCCAAAUGGAGGAGAAGUACUGCUAUGGUCGAGAACAUAUCGCCUGUGAGCCGAACAGCUUCCCAAUCGGCGGGGAUUCCAGUGAGAUCGAGAUCAUUCCGAUGCGCGGAGAGCUGAUGGCGGUGGCUGUUGACACCCACAAUCGGCACAGAAGCAACGUGGCGGCGGGAAGAGUGGCUGGAAUUCCCAUGGCGACGAAGAUGGAGAAGAUGGUCUGGAAUGAUGAUCUCGCCUUUGUGGCGGAACAGCAUGUGAAGCAUGGCAAUUUCCAGCACGAUCAGUGUCGCUCUUUCGCCCAAUUUCCCCUUUCCGGACAGAAUCUCGCCAUCAUCUACUCAUCGAUUCCCAUCACAAACAACACGGCGACACUUCAGGAGCACAUUGAUCUCUUCUUCGGCGAAGUGUCCAUCGUGAGGGAUCAGCAGAUGUUGUCCUGCAUUGACGACUUCACCAUCAACAAUCCACCCUGCAUCGACGCCGGACACUUUACUGUCCUCGUGAAGGACAUCAACAACGCCUUGGGCUGCGCAAUGGCCAAAUUCCGGGCUCUUUACGGCGGAAGGUGGCUCCACACUGUGCUCACGACGUGCAACUACGGACACACCAAUCUCAUUUCCCAUCCAAUCUAUGCCACAGGAACUCCGUGUUCGGCGUGCGCUUCCAUUGGGAAAUCCUGCGAAAACGCCACGAAAUUGUGUGUUUAGCAGCGAUUGGAGAAAGGAAACUCAUGUCAUGCAAUAAAUGCCUUUGAAGCGGUGAAAA
Phlebotomus argentipes is the source of this 944-nucleotide messenger RNA. Its product is annotated as antigen 5 like allergen Cul n 1-like. Bases 89 to 886 code for a protein of 265 amino acids. The transcript has a single exon. NCBI's taxonomy places the organism in Eukaryota, Metazoa, Arthropoda, Insecta, Diptera, Psychodidae. The record is from RefSeq and is a predicted model, not a curated record.